AAUUCACCGCCGCGUGUAGCCAACAUGGCAUAAUAAAAUUGGUGGUUCACCACAUCUCGCCCACCAAAAAAGCGCACACUCUUUCCUAUUUAACCUUCGUAAUCAAUCACAAUUUCCUAAUCCAUACUCAUACUUUCUCUCUCCUCAAUCCUCAUCUUUUUCUCCCCUCAAAUCGAAAAAUUCUACUUUGAAAUUCAAAAUUCUCUCUUCUCUCUAUAUAUUUGAUAUGGAGGUAUCACUAAUUGGAAAUUCGCAGAUGAAGAUUGGAAAGGCCGAUGAAAAUCUGAGAGACUUAAGGUUUUUCAAUCUUAGAAAUAAUUAUAAUAAUAAAGUGUUGAUUUCCAAAACUAGGGUUUGUUUUGGUCAAUUAGUGAACUCAGAAAAUAGUAAUCAUGGCUUUCGAUUUACUCUUAGAGCUGUGAAAGCUGAUGCUAUUUCUGUUGAAGAGAAGGAUAAUUCAAGCUCUCUUCGAAGCUUAAAAUCUGUAGAUGGCAUGAGACUCUUUGUUGGGUUACCCUUGGAUACGGUGUCAAAGAGUAACAUAGUGAAUCAUGCGAGAGCUAUAACUGCUGGCUUACAAGCCUUGAAGCUAAUGGGUGUUGAUGGUGUCGAACUUCCUGUUUGGUGGGGAAUUGUUGAGAAGGAUGCUAUGAGAAAAUAUGACUGGUCUGGUUGCCUUGCUAUUGCAGAGAUGGUCCAACAAAUGGGUUUGAAGCUGCAUGUAUCACUCUGUUUCCAUGCAUCACAGGAACUAAAGAUACCACUACCAGAUUGGGUGUCUCGGAUUGGUGAAGCUGAACCAAAUAUCUACUUUACGGACCGUGCAGGGAGGCAAUACAAAGAAUGUUUAUCAUUAGCUAUUGAUGAUUUGCCUAUAUUUGACAGUAGAUCUCCAAUUCAAAUGUAUCAAGAUUUCUGUGAGAGCUUCAACUCAACAUUCGCACCAUUCAUGGGAUCCACUAUUACUGGUGUCACAAUAGGGCUUGGACCUGAUGGGGAGCUUCGAUACCCGUCAUGCGAUCAUGCAAAAAAACACAAUAACCACUCAGGUGUUGGAGAAUUUCAGUGCUAUGAUAAUUACAUGCUCGAACAUCUAAAGCAGCAUGCUGAAGAGAUGGGAAAUCCUAUGUGGGGCCUCGGUGGACCUCAUGAUGUUCCUACGUACGAUGAGCUUCCCUCUGCGAGCAGCUUCUUUAAAGAUGAUGGUGGAUCUUGGGAGACACCAUAUGGUGACUUCUUUCUUUCAUGGUACUCCAACCAGCUCAUCUCUCAUGGGAAUCGCAUUCUUUUGCUUGCGUCAGCUGUUUUCAGUAAAAGUCCAGUGAUUGUUUCUGGAAAAUUACCCUUGGUGCAUUCAUGGUACAACACUCGGUCCCAUCCUUCAGAGUUGACAGCUGGUUUUUACAACACCGUUAACAGGGAUGGAUAUGAAGCACUGGUUCAGAUGUUUGCCAAGAAUUCAUGCAGAAUAAUACUGCCAGGAAUGGACUUGUCAGACGCUCACCAGCCAAAUGGAUCAAGUCCUCAGUCAUUACAAUUACAAAUUGAGGGAUCUUGCAGAAAGCAUGGAGUUGCCAUAACUGGCGAAAACUUGUCGUUUCCUAGAGUGACCGACGGGUUUGAAAAAAUAAAGGGAUCUCUUUUAGAAGACAACAAAGUGAUGGAUUCAUUCACUUAUCAGAGAAUGGGAGCAGAUUUCUUUUCCCCUAAGCAUUUUCCUUUGUUCACAGCUUUCGUACGUGCAGUAAAUCAGUUGGAUCUAGAUGUCGAUGAUAUGCCAGAAACUAGGAGAGUAUGCGAACCUGUACAUAUGAGCUUAGAAGCAGUCCAGAUGCAAGUCGCAUAAAAAUUGGCUUGUCUGCACUCUGCAGGAGAGAUUAUGUAAAUAUUGGAUCUUGUAGAUAUACCUUAUUAUAUAGGAAUCCUGUCUAUGGAGUAGAGAACAACAAUUGUUUUGGUAGCGUGUAUGCCGUGCACUGCAGGGGUUCUUUUCGGCUUAUCUAUGCUUUGAUGCAGCGCUGAUAUUUGUUCUGUAAUCUUUGCAGGUAACAAGUUUAUUAAGAGUUAGUUUGAGUUUGUUAAUUAACUAGCAUUAUUGUGUCUUUUAGAGAAUGAAAUCCAGGUCAGGUGCUAUUAUAUUUGGUUGGGA
This is a messenger RNA of Beta vulgaris subsp. vulgaris (sugar beet), 2149 nucleotides long. Its product is annotated as inactive beta-amylase 9. Gene Ontology annotation, molecular function: beta-amylase activity. Lineage: Eukaryota; Viridiplantae; Streptophyta; Magnoliopsida; Caryophyllales; Amaranthaceae. Gene Ontology annotation, biological process: polysaccharide catabolic process. The record is from RefSeq and is a predicted model, not a curated record. Bases 227 to 1846 code for a protein of 539 amino acids. The transcript has 3 exons.